Messenger RNA from Centrocercus urophasianus (Greater sage-grouse), 3524 nucleotides. RefSeq names its product serine/threonine/tyrosine interacting like 2 (gene STYXL2). Gene Ontology annotation, cellular component: cytoplasm. Gene Ontology annotation, biological process: protein dephosphorylation; negative regulation of MAPK cascade. Lineage: Eukaryota; Metazoa; Chordata; Aves; Galliformes; Phasianidae. The record is from RefSeq and is a predicted model, not a curated record. The transcript is spliced from 5 exons. The coding region runs from base 1 to 3486 and encodes 1161 amino acids. Gene Ontology annotation, molecular function: MAP kinase phosphatase activity; protein tyrosine/serine/threonine phosphatase activity.
AUGGCCAGCGGCGGGGAUUCAGACGGCGAGCAAGUGGUGCCUGAUGAAGAGAAGGAUGGCCCAGACGUGAAAUCAGUGCAGGCCCACUACCUGCGCAGCCCUUCACCCAGUCGGUACUCGAUGAUUUCGGACACUGAUACCGAGAGCAUAUUCAUGGAGCCUAUCCAUCUGUCAUCUGGUGUGGCUGCCAAACAAAUAAUCAGUGAAGAACUGAAGACGAAGCACAUCAAGGUAGAUGCAGUGUGUCCCAAGAUGUUAGAGUCUGCACAGCAGUUGAUGGUGGAAGACCUGUACAACCGAGUUAAGGAAAAGAUUGAUGACACCAGCUUGUUUAACACUCCGUGUGUCAUGGACUUGCAGAGGGCACUUGUAAAGGACAGGCUGGAGACUCCCAGAGAUGCUGUGGAUGAAGUCUGGCCUAAUGUCUUCAUAGCAGAAAAGAGUGUUGCAGUGAACAAAAGUCGUUUGAAGAGGCUGGGCAUUACACAUAUCUUGAAUGCAGCUCAUGGUACAGGUGUAUACACAGGACCAGAUUUCUACAAUGGUCUGAAUAUCCAAUACAUGGGCAUUGAAGUGGAUGAUUUUCCAGAUAUGGAUAUCUCCAAACACUUCCAUCCAGCUGCAGAAUUCAUGGAUGAAGCACUGCUGACUUACAGGGGAAAAAUCCUUGUCAGCAGUGAAAUGGGAAUCAGUCGCUCAGCUGUGCUGGUGGCUGCUUACCUGAUGAUCUAUCACCAUAUGACCAUUCUGGAGGCUCUGAUGACUCUGAGAAAGAAGCGUGCCAUUUACCCCAAUGAUGGCUUCCUCAAACAGCUAAGGGAGCUUAACGAGCAAUUACUGGAGGAACGAGAGCUGGAGCAUACUGGAGAUGAAGAUGUCACUCCUAGUCAAAGUCCUGUCACCCACCCUGGGACAUCUUCCCGGCUGUCUGGAGCUAAGGACUCCGAAAGUGUCAUAGGACCCAAAGCACACUCCAUCACAGUAGAAGAAGAAGACAACAUCAGCAUGCUAAGUAGUUUUAUGAGCUCUUCAUCAGUGGGAAAAACUAGCUGGGUUUCCAAACGCUCCACCCUCAUCAGUGAGGAGGAAGAGGAACAGUUGUAUGAGGAAUGGAGGAAGAAACAAGGCCUACCUGCAAAGGAAUCAGCAACUGAGAAUGGAAAAAGAGUGUCGCCAAGGCUUCUGGCUCAGGAAGGGGAGCAAUAUGAGGAGGAUGUGGAUCGGAGGAUCCAUGACUGGCAGUGCAGAAAUGAGAAAUACCAAAUGGAGGGUCCACCCAGAGAGGAGGAUGGAAAUUCUUACAUGGGAGGAAGACCUUACCAAUCAGGUGAAUUUAGUGAUGAUGAGAGUGUGAGCAGUUUUGAGAUCCGAACCCUAAAGCGACAGUUGGAAGCAAGCAGCUUUAGCAGGAUGAGGAGGAGCCGCUCAGACUCCAUGUCUUCAGAGAGCACUUGGGACAUGUGGAACCAGAGGCUGAUGGAGAUUGAGAAGGAAGCUGUCCAGAGGUAUCGUUCUAAGAAUAAGAAUGGUGGGGAGAGACAAUCCCCAGAAACAGGAAGAAAGGAGAGGGAUGUGGAUGAGGAAAGUGUGUUGUCAGAAUGUAGCUCCUUCUAUAAUUUCUGCCAAAAGAACAAAGACAAGUUGACUCCUCUAGAAAGGUGGAAGAUCAAGAGGAUCCAGUUUGGCUUUCACAAGAAGGAUUUAGAAUCAUCAUCGUCUUCUGCACCAUCUCCAGCAGAAGAUGGCAGCCAGACUGGUGAGGAGGGGACUGAAGGGAAGAAUUUGUCAGAUGUUAACCUGAGUGCUUACCAGGCUUGGAAAAUGAAGCGGCAGAAGAAGGUGGGCUGUGAAAGCAAGGAGGAAUUUGUAGAGUUUGCCAAAAGUGAAGAUUCUGCUUCAGCUAAAAAGAAGCAGAGACGUGUAGAACUCCUUGAACGUUCAAAGAAAAUUUUAGAAGAAAGCCAGUCCAUGUGCAGCUGGGAGACAGACAGCACAAUGAGUGGGAGCAUCCCGCUGUCUGCUUUCUGGGCCUCAGCGCCCUCUGCGAAUGGUGCUGAGGAUGCAGCUUCUACACUGAGCAUGAAGACAAAUCAUUCAUCUUUAUCACAGGCCAGGAGCAGCACCGGGGCAACACAGCCAAAUAUUCCCCUUCCCAAUCUCCCAGUUGGCCCAGGUGACACGAUAUCUAUGGCAAGCAUUCAGAACUGGAUUGCUAACGUGGUCAAUGAAACCAUUGCUCAAAAGCAAAAUGAGAUCAUGAUGCUGUCCCGUCCAUCGUCUGCAAUGGCCUCCAGUGUAAUGUCAGGAGACCUUGGAAGGCGUGUAGAUGAUGAUAAGAUUUCCCUUCUCAGUUCUCAGUGCGGCUCAUCUUUUUCUGCCUCUCAUCUCGGUCAGCAGGACAUGCACAGAGCUGAGUCUCAGUCUGUCCUGUCUUGCAAUACUUCUGUAAGUGGGAGGGCAGAAGGGACUAGUUCAAACAUGAAGACUAUGCAAACAAGCAAACCACUGUAUAGCCUCUUUGCCGAUGAUGUUGACCUAAAGAAACUCAGCAGGAAGGAGAAGGAGAUGCAAAUGGAAAUGAGAGAGAAAAUGUCAGAUUACCAAAUUGAAAAGGUGAUAAGUGACAAUAAACGCAGCACUCUAUUUAAAAAAAAGGUGACCAAAGGUGAGCAAAGUGAAGUAGAAGAUGAUGUGGAGAGGAUAACGAACAACUACAGGCACCCAUUGCAAGCAGAUCUAGACAGAAACGAUACAAUCUUUACUCUGUCCAGUCUAUCUGCAAACACAGGUGCACUGAAGUCAGAAGUAGAGACUGAUGUUACCAAGUGGCUCAGUAGCCUGAAAACAGAAAAACAGUCAUCAUAUCAUGAUCAAAGUGAGAAUUUCAGAGAGAAAUACAGCAGGUCAUCCAAAGUAAGAGAGAUGGAUUCUGAAACAUCCAGUUACAGAUUCUCCAGAUCCCAGAGAGAAGAGCUUGACAGUUCUUCCUAUGAGUCAAAAGGAGAUUCACUGAGAACCAUGUCAAGAUUUUCCUCUGCUUCGGCAAAAGAGGACAAAAAGAUGUAUAAGUUCACAAGGUCAAGGGUCAGUGAGACAGCAAGUUCUGGUGAAAAAAGCCCAGAACUGCAUGUUUUCAGCCAAACACCAGAACCAUCCUUUGACUCCGAAUCCCCUGAAUCAUCUACACAGAGUCGAGUCAGAUCUCAUCAUGUGGAGGCGUGUGAAGAGGAGGCCAUGUCAGACAUGUCAGAAUUUGGAGCUAAGAGAAAGUUCACCCAGAGCUUUUCAAAGUCUGAAGAGAAUGGAAAGAAAGAGGCAAAAGUGGAACAAAGUGAAGAGAGAUUUGCAUCUAGACAGUUCUCUCAGUACAAGCGAAGUGUGCGUAAAGAGGAGGAAGAAGAAUUGGAUGAUGAUGCUAUUAUUGCUGCAUGGAGAAGCCGACUAGAAGAAACUACAGCAAAGCUCCGUCGGAGAAAGGAAGAGUGACCAAGGAUCAGAUUAGAGGAACACAAGCAGAGUGUAAG